AUGUUCCCCACCCCCGCACCCCACCGUGCUGGUGUCUUUCUGGUGCCAACAUAUCUGCACAGUGAACAUGACCAGGGAGAUCAAGGAGAAAGAAAGACUCUCGGGCUGCAGCAGGCACCCAGACAUCACAGAGAUAAUAGAGGAUCCCGAAAAGAAGCCAGCAAGUUACAAAGGAGGAAUGGGCAAGUAAAAGAUCUCCUGAAAGUGGGACGCCAACUGUUAAAGGGAGAUUCUCGCCUCAGGAUGCCUGCAACCUCAAGCUCAGCCUUGCGUGUGGUCCGUGAGAAAGCCACGGCUCCAACUGCAAAUCUGAGGAUUAAAACCAAUUUUAGCUCUUCAAGCAACACAGGCUGUACCUCAGUGCCUGAAGCCCAUGUGUCGGCUGCUGGAAGCAAAAGGUCUUUUUCUCACAAUUGUGGCCUUCAUGGUCAGAAUAAUGGAUCCUUAUCCAACAAGUCCAGACCCAGCCCACCUGCUUCCCGUGAAAAGGCCCCUUUGUCAACACUGAGCAAAACCCAGCCGAGUCCUGCGAACACCCGUCAGAAUUAUGGGGCUUCUUUAGCCAGCAGAAGCAACUCAGGCUCAAACAAAGGAAGUGACAGCAGCCAAGUGACGAGGCGAUCAGGGAAAUCUAUUUCUUGUGGUCACAACUGCAGCACUAAGCCAGAAAAUCCGGAGCGGUAUUUGACUCCUCUGCAGCAGAAAGAAGUUACAAUACGGCAUUUGAAAAAAAAGCUGAAGGAAUCCGAGUGCAAAGUUACAGAAAGGGAAAGAGAAAUCGAAAAGCUCAAAGCUCAGGUGGAACGUAUGAAGGAAGACUGGAUCGAAGACGAGUGUAAUCAUGUGGAGAUGGAGCUGAGCCUCUUGGAAGCAAGGAGGGAAAUUAAAGAACUCAAGCAAGGUAUUGAGAGCAUGAAGAAGAGCUUGGCUGAGAAAGACAAAAAAUUUCAGAAAUACUUCCUAGACGUAAGCAUUGAAAACAAGAAACUGGAAUCUUUGGUGUCGAGCAUGGAGAUGGCCCUGAAGAGCUCUGUGAGAGAUGAGCAGCGCCCAGAGUACACAUGUGACUCUGAGGGGAAGCCGUUGUGUACCACGAUGCCAGACAGCCCCACCACAGAGGACCAAGCUCUGGAGGAGCUGGCAGGUAGUGGGCUGUUUCUUCAUGAGGACACAGCUAACGGGACUGAUUUAUUUGAAGAGAGUUUGACCACCACAACCUCUGAGUUGAGUGAUUCAGCUCCCUCCAAUUCUAUUGUGAAUCAAGAGAUGCUUGAAAAUGUUCUGGGUGAGAAACUAACUUUUUCCCAGGAGGAGGAGGAGAAAGUCAGAAACAUGAUGGUGGAGCAGACCAUCCAGACUGAUGUGGUGCCAUAUAGCCUAGAAGGGGAGCAGUUCAUUCAAAACAUGUUCGAGCUCAGAGCUCAAGAUGCCUGUCCUCUAAGCCCGCCUUCUUCCCUGAAGGAAUUGGGUCAAUUUCUUGAAAGCCUCAGUGAUUCUGGUAUCGUAGUGGACUUAACUCCAGGUGAGCCAAACUCUACCACCCUUUUGUCUCCUGUGACACCUCCAUGCAGGAAGGUGGAGCACGGAGUUAAUGAAAACCAUUUUGUGAAAGAACUUGAUUUUACAGAACCUCACGAUGAUGAAGUCUUUGGGUACGUCAAUACUGUUUCUCAGACAGGAAUAAAGAAGACAUACUGGAGCAGCAGACUCGCCAGCGAUCUGGCUGUAGCAGCCCCUGUUGUACCAACUAUCAUGUGGGCUUUCAGUACUCAUGGAGCAGGAAGAGAUCUCAUUUACAGUACUGGAGCGUUGUUUUGCAGUUCUGUCCUAGUCCACCGUUUUGCUCUUGACUAUUUGAUUUGCCCUAUAAAUCGGUUUGAAAACAUGUUACUUGUUUCAGAAUGGAAAAGGUAA
Messenger RNA from Phalacrocorax carbo (great cormorant), 1914 nucleotides. Lineage: Eukaryota; Metazoa; Chordata; Aves; Suliformes; Phalacrocoracidae. The record is from RefSeq and is a predicted model, not a curated record.